Messenger RNA from Rotaria socialis, 787 nucleotides. The record is from the annotation of a GenBank genome assembly. NCBI's taxonomy places the organism in Eukaryota, Metazoa, Rotifera, Eurotatoria, Philodinida, Philodinidae.
CUAUCAAAAAGUUCAAAAUAUUCCAAUUGAUAUAAUUCGAAAGUUAGCUCUUAUCGUCAUUAAAGAAAACGUUUUCGUUUAUGAGAAGAAAUUCUAUCGACAAGUCAUUGGUGGUGCGAUGGGCUCAGCAUUUACUUUAACACUAGCUAAUAUUUUCAUGUGGAAAUGGGAGAAACAACUUGUACACCGACUCAAAGUAUCCAAUGAAAUCUACGGACGAUAUGUUGACGAUAUUUUCUUUACGUCGAACGAUUCACUCGAAUCCAUCGACCAAAUGUUAGAUGAAGCUAAUAACUUUCAUCCUAACAUUAAACUAGUGCGACAAAUUGGUAGAAGUGUUCCAUUUCUUGAUGUACUCAUUCAGAACAGAAAGGGCACUUUAACAACUUCAGUGUAUCAUAAAGAAGCAGCUGAGCCAUAUGUCGUACCAUUUGGAUCAGAUCAUCCUGGUCAUGUUUUCCGAAACACUGUUGAUACUGCUAUUGCGAGAGCAGUUUGUUAUUCAACAACCUUAUCUGAAUUCGAAGAAGAAAUACGACAAAUCAAACUCAUGUUUCUCUAUAAUGGGUACCCAUCAAGACAUAUCCAUUGGGGACUCACUACAUUAUUCAAAGUUAUCGAUACUGCUCUUAUGGUCGGAACAUAUCUCAAUCAGAAUUUGAAACAAGAAUUGAGCGCAAGAAUGAUCAAGCAUAUUCAAAGUGCUGGAAGCGAUCAAGAGGGCCAAACGCAACGUCCGCCAGAUAAACAAGCAGCGAAUAUUCAAUCGAAACAAAGAAGUCACUAA